ACUUCAAAGCUGAGCCUUUGUCUGUGUUGUUGUUACUUCUUGGCUUCCCAAAGGAAUGACUAAUAACUUUUCCUGGAUUUUCAGCGGAAAUGUGUUGAUUUUGCAGGCUUAUUUGAAUGUCUGUAAAAACCAUGGAAUAUUCAUUGCCUUACACACCACAGCUUGCAGAACGAUGCAACGAUCCCAGCACUGAAUUCUAUGAUGAAGAACUUGAUAAAUGCUGCAGCCAGUGCCCUCCAGGUCAGUAUAGGACAGGGAGCUGCAGUCACACCACGGACACCAAGUGCAGCCCCUGCAGACCUAAAACCUACACAGCCAUCUGGAAUCAUUCUCCACAGUGCUUUGCCUGCUCAGCACCCUGCAGGAAAGGGCUUGUACAGAAUCAAACGUGCACCAGGUCCCAGGACAGGAUCUGUAGCUGCCCACCCCACAAGUACUGUGUUUCCAAGCUGGAUGAGUACUGUGAAGUUUGUAGAACACACAAAAAAUGCGGCAAAGGCUACCGGGUUUCCAGAAGAGGGACAGACAGCACAGACACAGAAUGUGAACCUUGUCCUCCUGGCACGUUUUCCCCUGAGGAAUCCUACAACACCAGCUGCACACCCCAUACCGUCUGUAAAUCAGUGGCUGUCCCUGGGAACAGCAGGAAUGACACUGUUUGCAGUGACUCGGGAACAGCCACGGUUCUGCCUCACACCAUUUGGAACCUACUUGUGACCCAGAACCCAGCUUCCCACAAAGCUGAAAUAAUAACUCAACCUGUCAUGUUAAACUCUGUACCUGACCUGUCCCACAUCACUGGAGCAGUAGCAGGGCCAUUGUUACUGAUCCUGAUAAUUGCUAUUUUGGGGUAUUGCUUAGUCUCAAAAAAAAAAGCCCCUGUGUACUCUGCAGCAGCUACAGAGGCAGGUUUGCCUUUCCCCCCUGCAGAAAAACAGUGUGACAAAAAAAUCAGAGAUCCAGAUUUGCAGAACUCCAGGAGUUCUGAACAGGAACAACAGCAUCUCUUGGAAACUUCUGGGUCCAGCAGCAGUAUCCUGAAUCCAACUGGAUCUGCAACCAGCAGUGUAAUAAGUAAAGAGAAGGAUGAAAAUAAAAACUCAGGAGGAUUUCAGCAGCAACAUUCACCUCCUGAAGGUUCUAAAUUCCUGAGUGGAGACAGACACAGCUCUGCAAGUUCAGAAUAUUCUGGUAAUGGAGGCACGCAGGUGAAUGUGACGUGCAUUGUGAAAUUUUGCAGACCAGACUGUAGCUCCCAGUGCCCUGAGCAGAUAAAUUCAACUGUCAGGGAUAAUGGGCACAGUCCCUGGGGUUCCCCAACAGGAGAAGAAACCCUCCCUUCAAAAGAAGAAAAUGCCUUGAACAAAGAAACCGAAAUUCAUAUUGCAGUGGAAAAUGAGGACAAUUUACUUCAAGACUUACUUCCAGAAGAAAAGAAGGUUCCUCUGGGCAUUCAAGAUGCUGGGAUGAAAACCAGUUAAAGGAAAUUACAGAUCAUAUGCAGAUUGACUGAUAAUCAAACAACCUCUUGUCUUAUAAAACAAACAUUAUGGUAAAUGUAGCUUUCUCACAGAGAUUUGAAAUUUCAGAUGAAUAUAGACACUGAUGCUUUUUAGUGUCUUCUGUUGCU
Melozone crissalis (California towhee) is the source of this 1630-nucleotide messenger RNA. It is a transcript of the gene TNFRSF1B, whose product is annotated as TNF receptor superfamily member 1B. Gene Ontology annotation, biological process: inflammatory response; positive regulation of membrane protein ectodomain proteolysis; positive regulation of oligodendrocyte differentiation. Bases 117 to 1481 code for a protein of 454 amino acids. Gene Ontology annotation, cellular component: membrane. Gene Ontology annotation, molecular function: tumor necrosis factor receptor activity; tumor necrosis factor binding. NCBI's taxonomy places the organism in Eukaryota, Metazoa, Chordata, Aves, Passeriformes, Passerellidae. The transcript has 10 exons. The record is from RefSeq and is a predicted model, not a curated record.